Erigeron canadensis is the source of this 1300-nucleotide messenger RNA. RefSeq lists its product as uncharacterized. The coding region runs from base 169 to 849 and encodes 226 amino acids. Lineage: Eukaryota; Viridiplantae; Streptophyta; Magnoliopsida; Asterales; Asteraceae. The transcript is spliced from 9 exons. The record is from RefSeq and is a predicted model, not a curated record.
UCCCUUGUCCAUCCUGCUACGCGAGUGUUGAAGUCAUUCCUUCCUCUUCAUUUAUAUACAAAUGCUGUCUUAAAAGAAACGAGAGAUAAACGGCGAGAAAAGAGGAAACCAACCCGGAUUAGAUCCACCAACGCUGGUAAUAACCGGGCUCAUCUGAGAUUUUCAACGAUGGCAAGGAGAUCUCUUAGAAUUAAGGAGAUGUCUCCUACCCAUGAAGUUAAGUGUAAAUUCUUGGUAUCUAACAUACGCCCUUCUACUGUGAAGAAUGCUUUCUAUUCGUACUUCGGCUGUUAUGGGAAAGUAACGGGUGGAAAGUACCUUCAUGUGCACUCAUUUACUCCUGAAAAUAGUCACUCUGUUCUCACUUUCACACGCUCAUUUGUUGUGAAAAUGCAACUCACCAAUGACAUGAAGAGUUGCAUUUUGCGUCAUCAUCACAACAUUGAUGGUAUGAUGGUGUCUGUUAAAGAGUACAAAGGGAUAGCAGUGCACAUGGAGGAAUUGGAUGGUAGUAAUUUUAAGUACCAUUUUUUACUUCAAUCCUUCACAAACCUCACACUUGAAGCCAAGGUCAUCAGGCUUCUGGAGGACCUUUUUAAUGGAAUGAAUUGCAGAAUCAGACUAUUACAAACUCAUUUAGAGGCAGUAGAGGAAGAGUUAGAGCCUCAAGUUCAAGCAUUAAGAGAUUGGUAUGAUGAUGAGCCUGAUCGUCUUCCCUUCAAAGGAUAUGCGGUGAUUAGUUUCUUUUUAGAAAACGAAUAUUACCAUGCAAGAGAAAUUGCCAAGCAUAGGUUCCGGGGAUGCGGAAUUAGUAAUUGGGACCCAAAAACGGAGUUCGAUGACGUUUGACAAUUUGGAGAUUGCUACAGGUCACUGUCCUGGUUGAAAGAAAUUGCUCCUUUUUUUAUGAUUAUCUAUCACAUCAGUCUUUUCCGUCUUGGUUCAAGGUAAAUGAUAACCAGACUCAGUUUUGUACCUUGUUUUUGAACCUUGUUGGGAUACUGUUGUGGCAGUAAUGAUUCUGGUGGCAACGAAGAACAUUAUUUUGACAUAGUGAGAAUAUUUUAAACCUACAAAAUAUUCACAAUCCACCGGUAGAAAUGGUGGCAAUUUUUGUAGCCACUCGUCCCUUACGUUGAGAUGCUUCAGUUACUGAUGUUGUAGUGUGAGUUUGACACAUAACAAAGAUUGUUGAUCUUUGGUGGCAAAGAAAUUCCCUUUUGAACUUGUUCAAAAUCAGAUAUGCAGAUUCACAUACGUAUAAUACUAUUGAUUUAAAUAUGGGUGGUUUCUUUUUUAA